Cotesia congregata is the source of this 492-nucleotide messenger RNA. The record is from the annotation of a GenBank genome assembly. NCBI's taxonomy places the organism in Eukaryota, Metazoa, Arthropoda, Insecta, Hymenoptera, Braconidae.
GCUAACCCUAAGUCAGGUAGUUCUACCCGUCUUGUCACAAGAUACACUAACUAUUCCAAUAUGAAAGUCUUGAUUGUUUUGUUCGCCGUUGUGGCCGCCGUCGCUGCUUACCCAGGUGGCUGGGAGGAUCCAUGGAGCUACGGCUACCACUCUCAUCCGGUAGUCCACCAGCCUCAUUACAGCUACCACCAGCCACACUACGGUUACCACCAACCUCACUACGCCUACCAACACGGCUAUCACGACCACGGUUACAAGCACCACGCUCACCAUGUUGACGCCAUCCACGUUCCCCAACCCCACCCAAUCCCACCACUCCACCCUGAACCACUCAAGUUGAAGGUUCAUCCCCAUGUCACCAGAAUCCACUACGACCACCCCAAGGUCCACCACCCACAUCUCAUUGGCCACGAAGUCCAACACCACGAACCCGAAAUCAAAUUCGUCAAACACGAAGUCCACCACGAACACCACGGACACGGAUGGGCUUAA